Nicotiana attenuata is the source of this 1970-nucleotide messenger RNA. RefSeq names its product splicing factor U2AF-associated protein 2. Bases 123 to 1619 code for a protein of 498 amino acids. The transcript is spliced from 14 exons. The record is from RefSeq and is a predicted model, not a curated record. Lineage: Eukaryota; Viridiplantae; Streptophyta; Magnoliopsida; Solanales; Solanaceae. Gene Ontology annotation, biological process: mRNA splicing, via spliceosome. Gene Ontology annotation, cellular component: U2 snRNP; U2-type spliceosomal complex. Gene Ontology annotation, molecular function: RNA binding.
UAAAAGAUCCGAGCCGAAUUUGCCCGUAACCUUUUUCUGCAAUUGCUUCUCUGUAUAGACGACGAAGAGGGCCUCCGCAGCACAAAGAAGAAACUUCUAGAAACUGAAAAGAAACAAAUUCAAUGGCGUCAAUUGAUGCCUCUGAAAAUCAUCUUCCUCAACAGUAUAUCACGGGUGAAGGCAACAGUAGUUGGUAUACAACUUCUGGAAUGAGCACUGGAUUGGGCUGGUAUGUGCUUGCACAAGACCAACAGCAGCUAGGCCCAUAUACGAUACCUGAGUUGCGUGAGCACUACUCUGCUGGAUACCUACUGGAGAAUACACUUGUAUGGUCAGAAGGAAGGAGUGAUUGGCAACCACUUUGCUCGAUUCCUGGAUUGCUAACUGAUGUACCUGAGCAGAGCACUGAUGGUACAAAUUCAGUUCCUUUGACUUCUAAUGAUCAAUUGGAUGAGUAUGAAAUGUUUCAAAAGGAAGUGAAAGAAGCGGAGGAUGAGCAAGCAGUUGAUGAGGAACAAAGGCCUUCAACUCCUCCAGAUGGUGAAGAGGAGUUCACUGAUGAUGAUGGAACUAGGUACAAGUGGGAUAAAGCUCUUAAAGUUUGGGUACCUCAGGAAGAUCCAGCCGAGAAAAAUGAGUAUGGUCUAGAAGAUAUGACUUACGCUGAAGAAGAGGAACUUUUCCCAACUUUGCCUGCUGACGAUUCUUCUGGAAAUGAGAACAAGAACAUGGAUAACAUUGAAGCUGAUACGACUGCUGGAGAUUCAACUGAAACCACUGCGGUGACACAUAAUGGCAAGAGAAAACUGCCUGAAACAGAUGAUUCUGAAAAGAAGGAAGCGAAUAAACCUCCAGAUAGCUGGUUCGAAUUAAAAGUCAAUACUCAUGUCUAUAUUACAGGAUUGCCAGAAGAUGUCACUCUUGACGAGGUGGUUGAAGUCUUUUCAAAGUGCGGGAUCAUAAAGGAGGAUCCAGAAACACAAAAGCCUCGAGUGAAGAUUUAUUUUGACAAAGAAACUGGAAGGAAGAAGGGCGAUGCACUUGUUACAUACCUUAAGGAACCUUCAGUUGAUCUAGCCAUUAAAAUUUUGGAUGGCGCACCUUUACGCCCAGGUGACAAAAUCCCUAUGACAGUUACACAAGCAAAGUUUGAGCAAAAAGGGGAAAGGUUCAUACCCAAGAACGUGGACAAGAAGAAGAAGAAGAAACUCCAAAAAGUUGAGCAUAAGAUGCUUGGCUGGGGUGGUCGGGAUGACGCAAAGAUAUUGGUUCCAGCUACUGUUUUGCUUCGCUACAUGUUCACACCAGCUGAAUUGCGGGAGGAUGAGAAUUUAUGCUCCGAGCUACAGCAGGACGUCCAAGAAGAGUGUUCAAAGUUUGGCCCAGUGGACUUAGUAAAGGUGUGCGAAAAUCAUCCACAAGGGGUUGUUUUGGUCAAAUUUAAGGAUAGAAGGGAUGCACAUAGGUGCAUUGAGGCGAUGAAUGGACGCUGGUUUGCUGGUCGGCAAAUCCAUGCUAGUGAGGAUGAUGGAUCUGUUAACCAUGCUUUAGUCCGAGAUAUAGAUGAAGAAACUGAUAGAUUAGAGAAGUUUGGAGCUGAACUCGAAGCUGAUUCAUAGAUGUGCUUCUCCAUGUGGAAAUAGUAGCAACAUUUAUUUUUGCUUGCUGUACAAUCCAUGUCUCUAUGCACUCUUUGAAUAGGAAUUCGUUCUGAAGGAUCCUGGCUUUUGUAUUUUAGCGGGUCUCCGAGAUCUUGUAAAAAGAUUUUCAUAGAUGUGAUAGGAGCUGAGCUCGCGGCAUGCCAACUAUAUUUGUAAUUGCAAGUAAUGGGUUAUCUCCUAGUUUUCUCUGGAGUACAUGUGACAUGAUCAAUUGAAAUGAGAGUAGAAAUUUCUCUAGUGCUUGACUUUUGUUUUCAGAAUAUGACUUGCUCUGUAAUUAUUGUAGCUGCAAAAAUUUGUUUGCCGAUC